AUGCUUUCCAGCGCACCCUGGCUGCUCUGCCUCGCUGCAGUCGGCGCAAUAGCACAGGACGACAGCAGCAGCAGCAGCAGCAGCAGUAGUGGAAGUACUUCGAGCGGCAGCAGAUCUUCUACCACGAGCUCAAGCAGUUCGAGCAGCACAACAAGCUAUGAAAAUGGCGACGGACAGACCUCACUGUCAUUCACGAACUCGUGGUCUACGAUAACCGGCGACAUUCCCACGGCCGCCUUCACAGGCUCCGAAUUCACCUACAUCUCGCCCACAGGGCAGAGCACUGUGCAGACACUCACCACCACACUCACCACCAACGGUACCGUCGAAACCGUAACGAGCACGUCAACGAACACACAAAAUUCGCAGAUCACCGCCACAACCAGAUCCGUCUCACUCACCGAGAUUGGUGGCAUCUCAUCGAAUGCCACUGCUUCGAGUACACGCAACGAGACUGCAAGCUCAACGAGUAGCUCCGCACGGCCUACGAAUACUCUGCCUUGCAACGGGUUCCCAGAGUUCUGCAACAGGAAGUACAGCAACAUCACCCAGGUGGUGGCUCACAACUCGGCUUUUGUGGUCAAGAACAAUGCAGCAAGCAAUCAGGCGCUGGCUAUUCAAGAUCAGCUGAACGAUGGUGUUCGCAUGCUGCAAGGAGAAGUCCACUGGGAGAACAACACACUUUGGAACUGCCACACCAGCUGCGACCUCCUCAAUGCGGGCACCUGGCAAUCUGAACUGGAGAUCGCCAAAGAUUGGCUCGAUGCAAACCCAUACGAAGUGCUGUCAUUCCUUAUUGUGAACAGCGAUUUCACGACAGUAGAGAACUUCGUCCCUGCCAUCACCAAUGCGGGACUACUGCCCUACGUCUACGAGCCGCAGUACGUCCCUCAAUACCGUGACCAAUGGCCAACUCUCGGCGAGAUGAUCCUCAAGGGUCAACGCAUGGUGUUCUUCAUGGACUACAACGCGAACCAGACCUCAGUCCCAUACGUCCUGGACGAGUUCACUCACAUCUGGGAGACCCCCUUCUCUCCCACCAACCAGAGCUUCCCCUGCACGCAGCAACGUCCACCAAACCUCAGCGAAGAGGACGCACGGGAGAGGUACAUGUAUCUGGCCAACCAGAACCUUAACACUCAAGUCGAUCUGUCGUCCAUUGGCAUCGAUACUGGAAGUACGGAUCUUCUGAUUCCGAACACCGCAGAGCUCAAUGUCACCAAUGGUCUUGACAAUCAGUACGGUCGCGCGGGAGCUACACUUGACAACUGCACUGCUGACUGGGGACGACCACCAAACUUCCUGCUGGUCGACUACUACAACAUCGGCAGCCCAAUGGCUGGCUCAAUCUUCCACGUUGCAGCAGCAGCUAACAACGUAACAUACACGCUGGACUGCUGUGGCAAGGACCAAUCUGCUGCACCUGUCCUACAAGCCAGCUUUGUUGGUCUUGCGGUUGCUCUGAUUGUGACUGCAUUUCUGGCUUGGUAG
Zasmidium cellare ATCC 36951 is the source of this 1491-nucleotide messenger RNA. RefSeq lists its product as uncharacterized. The coding region runs from base 1 to 1491 and encodes 496 amino acids. Lineage: Eukaryota; Fungi; Ascomycota; Dothideomycetes; Mycosphaerellales; Mycosphaerellaceae. Gene Ontology annotation, molecular function: phosphoric diester hydrolase activity. The record is from RefSeq and is a predicted model, not a curated record. The transcript is spliced from 3 exons. Gene Ontology annotation, biological process: lipid metabolic process.